AUGUGCAGACGCCGUGAGAAUCCUUCGACGACUAGAGCUUAUACUGCCCAGGGAUUACUUCACUCACGCCGAAGUUUUUUUGAUCCACAAGCUCAUAUGUCACGCGGAGUUCCCUACGAAACUGUCUUGAGCGGCUUUAGGGCAGCACGCAAGCGAGCUGCAGCGGAACUCGGCAUCUCCAGCGAGCUCAUCUGCUGUUUUCUGCGGCACCUUCCUGUUGCAGACUGCAAGGCAACGUUUGCUCUUGACGAAGUGCAAGAAAGCUUUCGAUCUGGAAGCGUCAUCGGCAUCGGUCUCGAUUCAAGCGAGAAGAGCUUUCGACCGGAGUGGUUCGAAGACCUUUACAAGGAAGCAAAGGAUCUAGGGCUCGGAAGGACCGCACACGCCGGUGAAGAAGGCCCGUCAGAAUACAUACAAAGCGCGCUCGAUGUCCUUGAAGUCGAACGCAUUGAUCACGGAAUUCGACUUGCCGAAAACCAGCAGCUGUUGGAGCGCGUUGCGAGGGAUGGCACACUGCUCAGCGUGUGUCCCAUGUCCAAUGUCCUGCUUCGUUGUGUCCGCCAGGUUGCAGACCUUCCGAUCAGGAAGUUCUUAGACUCCGGCGUCAAGUUCUCUAUCUAUAGCGAUGAUCCGGCAUAUUUUGGUAACUAUAUAAUGGACAACUACAUCGGUGUGCAGAAAGCGUUCCAGCUGAGCGUCGCAGAUUGGAAGACAAUUUGUGAGAAUAGUAUACGUGGUAGCUGGUGUAGCCACAUCAGGAAAACAGAUAUGCUGGCUAAGCUCAAGGAAGUCGUCGACACCUGGGAGAAUCACCGUCGAGCAUCUUGA
This is a messenger RNA of Pseudocercospora fijiensis CIRAD86, 828 nucleotides long. RefSeq lists its product as uncharacterized. The transcript is spliced from 2 exons. Gene Ontology annotation, biological process: hypoxanthine salvage; adenine catabolic process. Gene Ontology annotation, cellular component: nucleus; cytosol. The record is from RefSeq and is a predicted model, not a curated record. Gene Ontology annotation, molecular function: adenine deaminase activity. Lineage: Eukaryota; Fungi; Ascomycota; Dothideomycetes; Mycosphaerellales; Mycosphaerellaceae. Bases 1 to 828 code for a protein of 275 amino acids.